Molecule: messenger RNA, 705 nt
Organism: Aspergillus puulaauensis
Lineage: Eukaryota; Fungi; Ascomycota; Eurotiomycetes; Eurotiales; Aspergillaceae
Exons: 4
Coding region: 1-705 (234 amino acids)
Source: RefSeq, a predicted model, not a curated record
AUGGCUACUCCUACGGAUAUCAAUUUCACCAACUACAAUGGCAGCUGGACUAUGGACCGGAACAUCUCCGACCAAACGGACCCCGUCCUCGCUAUGCAAGGCCUCAGCUGGUUCAUGCGCACAACCCUAGCCUGGGUCUCCAUAACCCUAAACACAAAACAAUACCAAUCCCCCGACGAUCCCGACAAAACAAUCCAGCACAUCGACGUCGACAACAUCGUGACCGGUGGCGUGCAGGGAACCAGUGAGCUGCGGAUCACGGACUGGAAGAAGCGCGAGCACAACGACACCAUCUUUGGGCGUGUCGAGGGCCAGUCGCGGUUCCUGCGCGGCUCUAAAGAUGCCAGCGGCAAGGUGAGACCUAACGUGGACAUCUCCACGAAUAUCGACGAUGAGAAGAUCGGGAGGUUCCUCCGUGGCGAGAUCAAGGCGGAUGGCACUGAGGUUGAGGGGUUCCUUGUUGACCCUGUAGGUGAGGGACUUGGGGAGGGUGAGGAGGGUCUUUGGUUGCAGAGUUAUGUGGAGAGUUUGGAUUCGAGUUGGACGGCUGAGCAGGUCUGGGGCUUUGAAACGAUCGAUGGCGAGCGCUACCAUACCCGCCGUGUCGUCUGUGCGAAUAACGGCGAGUAUGUGCUCGCCAGACUUGUUUACACCUUUGUUCCUCCUCAGUCCGAGCAGAACGACGACGACGACAUUGCUUACUAG